AUGUCUUCCGACGCCUCCGCCACCAAGACAACCACCUCCGACGAGACUCCUCAACUGAGCGAGAAGAUGCAAAAGCUUCUCAUCGCUGGCGUCCUCUCCGCCAAGGGCGGUCUUCCGGAUGUCGACUACGACAAACUGACCAAGCUCGGCGGCUUCAACACCAAGAAGACCGCACAAAACCAGUGGGGCGAGCUCAAGAAGCUCCUCAAGGGCAUGAACCCCGAGGCCUACGAGGCCGCCGCUGCCGCCAAGCCCGCCGCCCCAAAGGCCACUACCACACCCAAGAAGCGCGCCAAGAAGGAGUCCGACGGCGAGGAUGCUGCUGAGGGUGAGGCCGGAGAAGAGGCCCCAUCGAGCGCAAAGAAGCCCAAGUCGACUCCUCGCAAGAAGAAGGCCGACGCCGACGCUGCCGAUGGCGGUGACUCACCUACCAAGAAGCCAAAGGCCACCCCACGCAAGAAGGUCCCGGCCAAGAAGGUGAAGGCUGAGGAGGCCGCCGAGGAGCCAGCUGUGGACAGCAAGACCGACGGUGAGGGCGAGAAGAAGGAUGCCGAGGUCAAGGAUGGCGCCGACAAGGACGUCGAGACCGAGGAGAAGGAGAAGACCCCGGCUGCUGAGGUCGAGGCCGACACCGACACCAAGAUGGAGGGUGCUGGCGACGAGUAG
This is a messenger RNA of Fulvia fulva, 666 nucleotides long. RefSeq lists its product as uncharacterized. The transcript is spliced from 3 exons. Lineage: Eukaryota; Fungi; Ascomycota; Dothideomycetes; Mycosphaerellales; Mycosphaerellaceae. The record is from RefSeq and is a predicted model, not a curated record. The coding region runs from base 1 to 666 and encodes 221 amino acids.